Lathyrus oleraceus (garden pea) is the source of this 1434-nucleotide messenger RNA. RefSeq lists its product as uncharacterized. The transcript is spliced from 2 exons. The coding region runs from base 1 to 1434 and encodes 477 amino acids. The record is from RefSeq and is a predicted model, not a curated record. NCBI's taxonomy places the organism in Eukaryota, Viridiplantae, Streptophyta, Magnoliopsida, Fabales, Fabaceae.
AUGGAAGAUGUCACUAUUGACACUAGAAGACCUCUGAAUGCUCGAAAUUUGAAGAGUAUAGGGGUAAUUGAGAAAGUCAGAGCUAAACCAACUCUAGACACUUCCUGGGAAGCACUGAAGGACCAGAGGAAGAUUCCCAACGGUCUUUAUCUUUUCUCAAAGAUUGACCCUCCAGAAGUAGUGGCUCACUAUCUAAAUGACCUUGCAAGCCAAUGGGUGGAUAUUUCUGAGUUCUCCAUGGACUGGGUGCCUGAGCAUCCACCAAACUUCAUGAAGAGGAUGCGAGAGCCCUCUGAGAAGUCCAAGAAGGAAAAGAAGGCAAAGUUGGGAGAAACCUUCGGGUCAAGACCUUCAGUCCCUCUGGCUAAUUCUCCAAGUAAGUUUAUGCCUUCUUCUCGCUCUAUUAAAUUAAAGCCUAUUGCUUCUUCUCUCCCCCAAAACACUCCCAUAUACACCCGAUCAGAAACACCUUCCUCCACUACCAGAACUUCUAACCCACCAUCUCUUAAAUUUAAUCUCGCAACCACUACCCUACCCGUUUCUAAAGCAGAAAUGCUGAAAGAAACCACCUCACCAUCAUCUUCCUCACCUUCAUCCCCGCCAUACUACAUUCUCUCAUCAGACAAUGAACCCUCUGACCCCCAAUCCCCCACUCUAGCUCAACCUCAGGCACAUGCUCUGGCCUCACAGCAGCCACCACAACCUGAACCUGAGCCUGAAGUCACCUCUCCACCUUCUGAACAACAAACAAAUCCACCUCCUAAACAACCAGUACCUUCACCAGCUGAACAUCAACCGAGUCCACCUCCUGAACAAACAACACCAACUCCCUCUGAUAUUCCCCCACUACCAACCUCUGAAGACAUCAUCACUUCUCCAAAUCCCGCUGACACCUACCCAACUCCACCAUCCUCUCCAUCCUCUAACCCUGAACCAGAAACUGCCUUCCCCAUAUUAGAAGAAGCAAUAACUUUAUUUGCAGAGUCUUCAGUGGAGAAGAUCAAGUCUCUAGAUGCUGGAAUAAGGCUACAGGCUCGCUUGGCCAGAGAGGCUGAGGAAAAGGCCAGGAAGGAAGUAGAAGAGAAAGCCCGUCUGGAAGAAGAACAAAGGAUCAGAGAAGCUGAAGAAACGGCUACUGCUGAAGCUGCUGUUGAUGCGACCGCUGUUGAGGCUAAGGCAAAAGCAAAAGCCAAAGUUGAAGAGGCAGCAUGCAUUGCUGCAGAGGAAGCUUCCAAGGCCAGUGUUGAUGCUCUGACUCAGGGGGAGCAAUCCAACUCUGGAUUUUCCCCUAUGGUUUUGAAGACUCUAGAGGAACUGCAAAAGGAACAACAAGUUGUGAGAGCAAGGUUGGAUCACCAGGACUCUGUCAACACCAACAUUCAGAACCUGCUGACUCAACUACUUCAAAGGAUGCCUUCGCCCCCAAACCCUUAG